Molecule: messenger RNA, 1411 nt
Organism: Phragmites australis (common reed)
Lineage: Eukaryota; Viridiplantae; Streptophyta; Magnoliopsida; Poales; Poaceae
Product: ADP-glucose phosphorylase
Exons: 3
Coding region: 113-1162 (349 amino acids)
Biological process (GO): beta-D-galactose catabolic process via UDP-galactose, Leloir pathway
Molecular function (GO): zinc ion binding; UDP-glucose:hexose-1-phosphate uridylyltransferase activity
Source: RefSeq, a predicted model, not a curated record
GUCAGAGGCCAAGUAUCCUCCAGAACCAGCCCAAGCGUCCUCGUAACGCGACGAACAACACGGAGCGCCCCACUCGUCAGUCAUCACCGUCUCCCGAAGCUUCUGGAAGGUGAUGGCGGAAGCUUCGAGAACCUCGGAGGCGCGACGGGACUCCGUGUUCGGGCGGUGGGUCGUCUUCUCGCCGGCGCGCUCGCGCCGCCCCACCGACCUUAAGUCCCACAACCCCACGAACCCUAGCCCCGACCCCGGCGCCGAGGCCCCCAAGCCGUCCUGCCCCUUCUGCGCCGGCCGCGAGUCCGAGUGCGCGCCCGAGAUCUUCCGCGUGCCGGCGCCGCCCGAGGCUUCGCCGUGGCGGAUCCGCGUCAUCGAGAAUCUGUACCCCGCGCUGCGGCGCGACGCCGAGCCGCCGGCGCCGGAGGAGGUUCCCCCGGAUGGGGAGCCCGGGGAGCGCGCCGUGCGCGGGUUUGGGUUCCACGACGUGGUCAUCGAGACGCCGCGCCACGACGUGCGGCUCUGGGACCUGGACGCCGAGGGGGUCCGCGACGUGCUUCUCGCGUACGCGCGGCGCGUGCGGCAGCUCGCUGAGCACCCCGCGGUGAAGUACGUUCAGGUGUUUAAGAACCAUGGGGCGUCUGCUGGGGCAUCGAUGGCACAUUCACACAGCCAGAUGUUGGGAACUCCCUUUGUCCCUCCCUGUGUUACAACCCGACUUAACUGCAUGAAGGAGGUUUUUGAUAGAUCAGGGAACUGCAGCCUUUGCGAGAUUAGGUCCAAAGAUAUUUUGAUCAGUGGGACACCCAAUUUUUCUGCCAUUGUUCCAUUUGCAGCAUCAUAUCCAUUUGAGAUAUGGAUUAUUCCUCAACAACAUAUUUCCUAUUUCCAUGAAAUAGAUCACGAUAAGGCAUUGGACCUUGGGUCUUUGUUGAAGACUAUGCUGCAAAAGUUGUCUAAGCAGCUCAAUGACCCGCCAUUCAAUUUUAUGAUCCACAGCACGCCUUUUGGACUCUCGUCAUCCUGCCUGCCUUAUGCACACUGGUUCCUCCAGAUUGUGCCCCAGUUAAGUGUAAUAGGUGGAUUUGAGAUUGGAAGUGGGUGCUACAUUAAUCCAGUUUUUCCUGAAGAUGCUGCCAAGAUUAUGAGGGAACUUGACUGCUUAACCUAGCUGGUUGUGGGCGCAUCUGAUUGCUCAUUUGUAUUCAAUCGGAACAAUGGAUAUGUUCCGACAUAGUUUUCUUAUUGAGAAAAUACCAUGCUAAUAAUACGAAUGGAAGGUUAACAUGGUAUGUAACAUAAACCCCUGUUUCAGCGAGGAAGAUUUGUUGGGUCAGCUUACCUAAAUGGCUGAAUCCCACCAAAUCCCCUCAUUCAAACAGGCUCGCAUGCUAAGUUUGUGUUUUUACCCUAAGAUAAA